Molecule: messenger RNA, 2317 nt
Organism: Bombus pascuorum
Lineage: Eukaryota; Metazoa; Arthropoda; Insecta; Hymenoptera; Apidae
Product: mucin-2-like
Exons: 6
Coding region: 157-2049 (630 amino acids)
Source: RefSeq, a predicted model, not a curated record
CAACACUGAAACAAAGUUGGAGGUUCUGUUUCCUCUGGUCCAUGUUUUGUGUCACCAAUACAGUAGAGGAUUUAUUCAUGAAACAUUUUGUCCACGGCGAUCAUCUCCCUCACGCAGACCUUCAAGAGAAGUCAAUUAAAAAAUCUAGUUCUUCCAAUGCCAUCGGAUUGCGAAAUAAACUGGAGGGAGCAUCGGCCGAGUAUAAAAGGUCGAAAUAUCUUUGGGAUGAUACUCGACUCUUCAUCCAAACAUCAUACGGCUAACAUGAGGCUCCUGCUCAUCGCUCUGAUUUGCCUGACGGCUUCUUCAGCUUUGUCGUUGCCGAAGCAGAAGAGGAAUAUCCUACCUGGUGAUCCACGUUAUGGAACCAGCGAUCAUCAUCAUCAUGAGAACGUAGUGGAGAACGCAAGAUCCCUUAGUGACUCUUAUGCCCAGAUACCAGAUACCGGCUAUGGACCUCCUGAAUAUGAACCAAGUGCUCCCUUGAACAAUGCGUACUUGUCACCACUCGGUGAUGUCAACAGUCAUUCCGCACCGGUACUGUCUUAUGGAGUUCUUGAUACUGUUCAUGUAACUCAAAUAAACUUAAUAGAGGAUAGAAUAAUAGAAAAUGCUCUUGAAGCGGUUAAUACCUAUUUGGUACCGGAGAAAACGGUACCAAGCUCCACGGUUUCGGUACCUGUUGAAGGAACAGCGACUGCUAUACCGCCUGCAACUUCUUAUGGAACUCCGGAAAGUAAUAUUAAGACCACAAUAGGAACUGGAGUCACUUCCCAAGUGAAAUCUACAGUCACAAAGGUAAAGACCGGAGUCCAUGAUGUAUCUUCAUCAACUGUGAAUGUUGUUAAACACGUACCUGUCGUAAAAGAGGUUACACGUUCUACUGGUACAGUGCAAGCCCCCGCCACGGUUACAACAACCAUAAGGAAAAAUAUUUUUGGCAGCGGUCUGCUAACUGAAACAUUACCCAACACAUACACCUCUUACGGAGGAGUCCUCCACGUGCCCCGCUAUGACGUUUCUUCCCAUGUUCCUUCCUUUCUUUAUUCGCCAGGAUUCAAUUCCUUUGACACUCUUUCAACUGCAUACAGUAGACUUAAUCCUGUAGCAUCUGAUCAUCAGGGUAUAAAUUUGGAUGUUCCUCUACCUCUUUCAUUUAAACUCCAAGUCAGUAAAAAUGUUCCAAACACCUAUUCUUUUCCACAAUCUGUCGAAUUUCCUACAACAUAUCACGUUCCACACUCGCUUACACACAGCCUCGUGCAUCAUACACAGCCUUUAAACACCUUGUACUCCUCACCUUCUAUCUCCUCCGUGGAAUCGCUUUCUCCAGCACAACAUAUAUCUUCCGUGGAAACUUUAAGUCCUCUGGGAUCAGCUCACACUGUGGAUACUUUCACGCCGGUGCAAUCCGUGGAAACCUUGUCACCGCCGCACUUGGUGCAUACCGUAGAAUCCGUGAAGUCGGUGGAAACCACGCCAGUCCAACAUACCGUGCACUCUAUUCAAUCUGUGCCAUCGGUGAAAACCGUGGGAUCUCUAACACCAGUUGAACAUACUGUGCAUCCAGUGCAAUCCGUAACAACGGUACAUCCUCUGGAAUCCGUAGAGACCGUGACGUUGCAUCCAUUGAAGUCAGUGGAAAUCGUGUCACCAUCGCAACCAGUAGAAUCUUAUCAUACAGUGUCUGAAGUAGUUAAAACCAGUACACCUGUGGUUCAAAGUCACGUUCAGCUACAAAAGGGACCGAUAACCGAUUUCUUCCAAAAUCUUAACCUCUCGUUGCCCUCGUUUCCCUCGUUGCCCUCGCUACCUUCUUUCCCUUCUUCCUCUUCCUUCUUCACCUUUACUACUUCCCCCGUAAGCUCAACAACCGUACUCCCAUUAGUGGAAUCAUCUACCCCAUCCAGCACCCUUUUGGCUAGCGCUUAUAACCAGGAAAGUAUCGAUACUUCGUUAUUACACAAUGAUAACCUAGUGAAGAGUGUUGUUACAUCGAGUAACGAGUACGUUCAACCCACGGAUGACAAAGGUGGAUACAUUUAUUAAAAGUACAUUGCAAAUAUUUUCUGUCACGAAAUAUAACAAAAGCAUUGGAUGAAAAGUCCGUGUUGUACGAAGCAGAGUUAAGUUGUAGUUGAGAGGCCUAACGAGAUGGAAAACUAUUGUUUUGAAUGACUGUACGCAAUAAGUAACAGAGGAUUCCUAAGUGCAAACCUUAAAUUUCUGAUCGCCUGAGAUAAACAUUUAGUUAACACAUGAAUGUAAAACACGAAUACAUGACUAUUAUAAGUAAAUAAAAUUCUUUUAUUAUAAA